Molecule: messenger RNA, 2295 nt
Organism: Ochotona princeps (American pika)
Lineage: Eukaryota; Metazoa; Chordata; Mammalia; Lagomorpha; Ochotonidae
Product: interferon-induced protein with tetratricopeptide repeats 1B-like
Exons: 2
Coding region: 83-1504 (473 amino acids)
Biological process (GO): defense response to virus
Cellular component (GO): cytosol
Molecular function (GO): RNA binding; protein binding
Source: RefSeq, a predicted model, not a curated record
CCUAGGGCUCUGGGGACACACCUUGGAGAAGCAGCCUCCCAGCCUGAAUCAAACCUCAAAAUACCUGUUGUCUUGCAGCACCAUGAGUGAGGAAUCCCAUGGAAAUCUGAUUAAAGAGAGACUGAUUCAGUUGAGAUGUCACUUUACUUGGGAACUGCUCAUUGAAGACAUUGAAGUGCCAGAGUUAGAAAAUCGGAUCUUGGAAGAGAUUCAAUUUUUAGACACCAACUACAAUGCGGGAAUUCACAACUUAUUGGCCUAUGUGAAACACCUACAAGGCAAGAAUGAGGAUGCCCUGGAGUGCCUGGAAGAAGGUGAAAAUUUGUGUCAGAGAGACCAAGCUGAUGAACCAGAUGUGAGAAGCCUGGUGACCUGGGGCAACUAUGCCUGGGUGUAUUACCACAUGGGCAGAUGGGAAGACACACAGAAGUACCUGGACAAGGUGCAGGAGAUUUGCAAGAGGUUUGAAGAUUCUUCCUGCUAUAGAGUGGAGUGUCCUGAGAUGGACUGUGUGGAAGGAUGGGCCUUGCUGAAGUGUGGAAUAAAGCACUAUGAACGGGCCAAGGCCUGCUUUCAAAAGGCUCUGGAAGUGGACCCUGAGAACCCAGAAUUCAACACCGGCUAUGCAAUUGUCACCUACCGCCUGGAUUACUCAGCCAGAUGCGAUAUCUGUGAUGGCUUGUCCCUUCCUCCCCUCAGAAAGGCCAUCAGCCUCAACCCACAAGAUGGGUACCUGAAAGCUCUCCUUGCUCUGAAGCUGCAGAAUGUGGGAGAGGAAGCAGAAGGAGAAAAGUACCUUGAAGAAGCUCUGAGCCAUGGGUCCUCACAGACCUAUGUGUUCCGACACGCAGCCAAGUUUUACCGCAGACAGGGUCAUCCAGAUAAGGCUCUGGGGUAUUUAGAAGAGGCCUUGAAGGCAACACCCAAGUCUGCUUCUCUUCAUCACCAGAUGGGACUUUGCUACAGGAAACAAAUGAUGCAAAUAAAGAAUUCUACCAACAGGCAGCCUCAAGAUCAGAGUAGAAGAGAUGUGGACAGACUGAUUCGAUUAGCUAUAGACAAAUUUCAAAAGGCUACAACACUAAAACCCACAUUUGAAAUGGCCUAUGUUGACCUCGCUCAGAUGCAUGCAGAAAUAGGCCAGUGCGGAGAGGCUGAGGAACAUUUUCAGAAAGCACUAAGCAUCAGAAACAUCGAGGAUCACAUCCUGCAAGACAUUCAUUACCACUAUGGCCGAUUCCAACAGUAUUGUAGGAAAUCUGAAGACAAAGCAAUCACUCAGUAUUUAAAAGGCUUAAAAAUAGAAAAGAUGUCCUAUGCCAGGGAAAAACUCCUCAAGGCUUUACAGAGAGUGGCAGAAAGAUGGGAUUGCCAGGAGAUACGAGUUGUAGAAGCCAAAAGCCUCCUUGGGCUCAUUCACAAAUUGAGAGGGGAGCUGAAGGAGGCCUUGCUGUGUUAUGAGGAGGCUCUGAGGCUGGCUGCUGACCUCAAUGCCAUGUUCUGAAAUGGGGAUCACCACUAUCCAAUGAAAGCACUCAAAACGACCUAUCAUGUCAUCUUUCCUAGGGAGGCCAUCUAAAAUACACAACCUGAUGAGAUUCAAAUUUCUACUGCCUACCCUACUGCUUGUACCUUACCCCUUCCCUCCAUUUGUCUGUGACAAGGGAAUUCGUUCUUCUGUAACACAUCACUUUAUUCAUCUUCAAGGAUGCUUAAUCAUAUUCAGGGCCAUUGUCAUAUUCAGGAACAAGAAGAUUCAUUGUGCUUCUGAAUUUGCCUUUGGGUUUCAUGAACAGACUUAUUAUUCUCCCAAACACAGGAGACUUUUCAUGCAGCUAGGGCACUGUCCUGCCACAAGAAAUGCUAGGCAUACAAAUGAAUAAUAGCAAGAAGAGUUCCAAUGAAGAAAGGAACUCCAGGAAUUCACUGCAGCAUUCCAGCCUGGAUUUCCAUUUUCUAAGGACCUACUGAAUCCAAAUACUUACAAUAACCUCAGCCUUCUGAUUCUAUCAGCCCAGCUGCUGUCAAUCGCAAGGGGUCAACAUGAUCCAAACACCUUGCCAGACUUCUUUCUUCUUCAGAGCUCAGAAUACAUAGGACUUGGGCAGUUGAAAAUGACACAAUCCAUUGCUUAAUGCAGUUUUUAAGCAUUUGCUGGGUGGUAUGAUAUAUAAUGAUUUUAAAAACAACAGGUAAAAAUUUUUGAGGUCACAAAUCUUUGUAUUUUGUUGAUGAAACUUUCUAAAAAUGUUGUUUGAGGAGUGUUAAUAAAUUUCACUGGAAAAGCUUAUGAAA